This is a messenger RNA of Pungitius pungitius (ninespine stickleback), 3396 nucleotides long. It is a transcript of the gene glyr1, whose product is annotated as glyoxylate reductase 1 homolog (Arabidopsis). The transcript is spliced from 16 exons. Gene Ontology annotation, molecular function: NAD binding; oxidoreductase activity; NADP binding. The record is from RefSeq and is a predicted model, not a curated record. Bases 96 to 1655 code for a protein of 519 amino acids. Lineage: Eukaryota; Metazoa; Chordata; Actinopteri; Perciformes; Gasterosteidae.
GUGACGUAGGAGGAGGGGCUUGUCGUCACAUGUGAUUAGUGGGUGUGUGUUGUCUUUUCCCUUCAGUCAGUGCGACGUUUUAUUAAAGUUGUAAGAUGGCGACGAUGCAUCUGAGGAUUGGCGAUCUGGUGUGGGGGAAGCUUGGUCGCUACCCACCAUGGCCGGGGAAGGUUGUAAGCCCUCCGAAGGACUUGAAAAAGCCCAGGGGCAAGAAAUGCCAUUUUGUCAAAUUCUUUGGAACUGAAGACCAUGCCUGGAUCAAAGUAGAACAGCUGAAGCCCUACCAUGCCCACAAAGAAGAGAUGAUCAAGAUUAAUAAAGGCAAGCGCUUCCAGCAGGCGGUCGAUGCAGUGGAAGACUUCCUAAAGAAAGCCAAGGGGAAAGAACAGAACUCAGAUGGCAAAGGAGACUCAAAAGGAAAGAAGACACCCACCAAGCCACUGAAGAUACUGGAGGAGGACGACGAGGAUCUCAGUGCCCUGAAGGAUCCCUCUGAGAAGGAUCUAACUGACUCUGACCCCGAGCCGUCCACUCUGGAGAGGCUGGGGGCUGGACCAGGCUCAGGAUUCAAUUGGGAGAGCAGUCCUGUGAAGGACGACCCACAUUUCCAUCACUUCCUCCUCAGCCAGUCUGAGAAGGUAAGAGGAAGCACGCUCAGUGUGCUGACUUCACAGCCAGCAUCAUCGAUGGAACCCAUCAGCAAGCGGCUGAAGAUCAUAGAAGAGGAGUCAGGGUCAACAUCUAUCCAAGCAGCAGACAGCACAGCCAUCAACGGCAGCAUCACACCCACGGAUAAGAGGAUAGGGUUCCUGGGUCUGGGUCUCAUGGGCAGCGGUAUAGUCUCCAACCUGUUGAAAAUGGGCCAUGUCGUCACAGUGUGGAACCGCACAGCAGAGAAGUGCGACCUGUUCAUCCAGGAGGGGGCCAGGUUAGGCCGGACUCCUGCAGAGGUGGCUUCCACGUGUGAUAUCACUUUCUCCUGUGUUUCUGACCCGAAAGCUGCCCGGGAUUUGGUCUUGGGGCCCAGCGGAGUGCUGCAGGGAAUCAGGUCCGGCAAGUGCUAUGUGGAGAUGUCCACUGUGGACCCUGGGACCAUCACAGAACUCUCCCAGGUGAUCACAUCGCGGGGCGGCCGUUUCCUGGAGGCCCCGGUGGCAGGAAGCCAGCAGCUCUCCAACGAUGGGAUGCUGGUCAUUCUGGCGGCCGGCGACAGGACCGUCUACGAGGACUGCAGCAGCUGCUUCCAGGCCAUGGCCAAGACCUCCUUCUUCCUGGGGGAAGCGGGCAAUGCAGCGAGGAUGAUGCUGAUCCUCAACAUGGUGCAGGGCAGCUUCAUGGCCACCAUCGCAGAGGGGCUGACCCUGGCCCAGGCCACGGGCCAAUCACAGCAGACCUUCCUGGACAUCCUGUGCCAGGGCCAGAUGGCAAGCACCUUUGUGGACCAGAAAUGCCAGAAUAUUUUACAGGGCAACUUCAAGCCAGACUACUAUUUGAAACAUAUUCAGAAGGACCUGAGGCUAGCCAUCUCCAUGGGCGACAAGGCCAACCAUCCGACCCCGAUGGCCGCGGCCGCCAACGAGGUGUACAAGAGGGCGAAGGCAUUGGACCAGUCGGACAACGACCUCUCUGCAGUCUACCGGGCCUACAUUCACUAGACCACACUCUAACCCCCUUCUUAUUUCACCCCUGUCAUGUAAUGAGUUUUUAAUUUAAUUUUAAACCCUGGUUGUUUUAUUUCCUUUUGCCAUAGACAUGUUAGCUGGGGCUGUGAUUCCUCUGUUCGAGACUAUGAGGGUGGAACGUUUGCUGUUAGAUGGCUCCAGAUGAGCAUGUACUACUGCAGUUUGAUUUGUGAUGGCUGUCAUGUGGUUAAGUGAUGCUUGGCGAAGACGAGGGUUCCAGAGCCGGGACUCCAGCUUCUGUGGAUGCAUAAACCUGAACCAUUUUUGUUGUUAAUGUGCAAAUAACAAGUAUAUUUAAUGAAGUGGGAUCUUUGCUUUUCUUUUAAAAUGUCUAGAAUUCCAGGAGACAAACCAUCACAAACAUGCCACUGCAUUGCCUUAUUAUUGUAACCCCUCGUGUCUCCGUUAUUUAUUUGGUUCUUUCCUUUUCAUGGAGCAGUUUAGCCAUGGCUUGUUGCUGUAUUUGAAAGCUCCUUUUCUGCUUUGUUUUUGUUUUUUCUUGAACAGAGCAACAAAUGUGAGGCCUUUUAAUGCAGUAAUAAUGAAUCCUACUCAAUGAGGCUUGAGAUUUCAAUGUUCAAAACUUUUGAUCUUGUGUUUGAAAGAAUUCUCAUUUGAAAUAAUUUUCUGUUUUAAUGCAUUACUCAAUAAUGCAUUACUCCUGAAUCUAGAUGAAUCCACAUAGUCCAUUUUAACUUUAACGUCACAUUUAAGCUCCAGCGUUGCCAGUCGACUUCUUAUCUGGUGGUUUGAGGCAAGGUAUUGAAGGAUGGUUUGAGACCUGAGGGGAUUUAAAGUGAGCUAGUGAAAGGGCUUCAGGUGAGUAAUUGAACACUUCCACUAGAAUGAGAUGUGCAAUAGAUCCAACAUCUACAUCUACACCUCAGGUCAGGAGCUGCCUGUAGUCUGACACACACACACACACACACACACACACUCAAUCUUUUGGUCCUAUUUAUGCUGUGAGAAGGUGUAACCUCGUACCGGAAUCAGACAUUAACCGAAGUGGUCCUGUUACUGCAGGUCUAAUGGGUCAGAGUGGACUUAUUCUGUGUAAUUAUGACUUGAUGGGUGGCAUGUAUUUUAUGCUCUUUUUCCUUUAGUUUGCACGUUCGUUCUAGAUCAGGCGUACUCGUUUAUUAAAUAGCAUCAGAUGUCUUUUCAAAAUGACUUGCAUGUUGGGUUAGGAAAGUCUUCUCUGGGUGAGGGCCUCUACUAUGUAGUCUCUGACCCCACAUAAGUAUGCAGAUGCUAAAGAAGCGGGCCCAGAGGGGUUGUAUGUUGGAGACUUGUCUCUUAUCGGGGGACCGAUCGCGUAACGCCUUGAAAUCCGAGCUGGAGGCGUGCGUCUGUGUGACCCUUUCUGGAGAUUAAGUUGUGGGUUGGUUUCCUUUGGAAUAUGGCCAAACAUAACAAUUCUAUGACGCCAGAAGGCCGUGUCUAUUGUUUUGGGGCCCCCUGGUGUGAGGAAGAACGUGCAGAAGAGUGCAACUAUUAGAGCUAUUUUCCAUCCGCCCCAGUACAAACUAUCGGUCCACAAUCUCCAAGCUCCCAUAAAACAGUGGUUCAUAUAAUCUGGGUCACAUUGACAUUGAUGACUCUGAUCCUGUUGAAAGAAAACAAAGAGUUUUAGGGAAUAUUUGAUUUUGUGUAGCUUACAUGUGGAAGUAUCAAGACUGUUGUGCUGUUUAAUAAACCCUCUCCUGAUUACUGA